AUGUCGGCGAUCCACUAUGCCGCCUUUUCGAAUGAGCCCGAGGUUCUCCGCCACUUGGUAGAUCUUGGGAUCAGCGUUGACACCGCAAAUGGGUGCGGGGCGAACAUCUUGUACCAUGCCGUGGAAAGCAGGAGCUUGGAAAUGGUCCAAUACGCUCUUACACUCCAGACGAACCCCUCUGCAUCAGUUUACAUUGUGGAUCGAAUGCAUAACAAGCACCGCGUGGAGGGCAUUUGCCAGUGGGUGGCUCAGUUUUCCAGCUGUAACAGUCCCCACUACCUUGAUGCCGUUAUCGUCAUGCUCGCCGAACGUGGAGGCGAUUCCGUGUUCUGGCUCGAUGAAGAGAGCAGUCACACGGAAGGUGAAGAUGUCAAAUUCGAGUUCAGUCGCGCCAAGUCUAUGGCCAUCAACGUCAUAGCCAAGUACAUUCGCAACCCGUUCAAAGAUUUCGCGGAACGCGGCUGGGUCUCCCAGCUGUUGCAAGGAGCAAUCGCUACCUACCAGCCCACCGAGGCGUUCAACGAUCUCAAGAAGGAGAUUAUGGCGCUUUUCUGGCAUGUGAUUGGUGACAGCAGUUGUGGAGCAGGUUCUCUCGAUAUGAUCUUGCAGUCUAACGACUCCCUCGACCUAACUGAGCUAAUCGAUGGCGACUUGCCCCCGAGGGACGUCAAAGCGACGAACUAUGCUGGCAAACUUGGCACGGUGGCACUUCACAUGAUAUUGACAGAAUACAGCCUCGAUCCGUACGAUUAUGCAGGCGACAUCGCGGCGCGGGACAAGGUGGCCUGGAUUCUCAGGCAUGGGGCAGACCCAAUCGACAAAUUUCAUCGCGCGGCUGACUUCGCUGCCCUGCCUUGUUUCCUGAGUAAUCUCAACGCCCGUGACGGGUGGGAUCUCUCAAAUCUUGAGGUUGUCUCGGGUGUUGCGGACAUUAUGAGGAUUCUUGGGGAGCACGGUGCUUGGGAAUUGAGCGAAAGCGAGACACAACACGCUGUGAGGACGUAUGUCAACCUCGUCCGGAAGAUUACGUACUGGGGUAGAGAUACUGCAAAGGUGAUGAGAGAGAUGGUUCUGCCCAGUAGGGUGUCUGCAAUGCUAGACACAAUGGGCGAGAAAUAG
Messenger RNA from Colletotrichum chrysophilum, 1119 nucleotides. RefSeq lists its product as uncharacterized. The transcript has a single exon. Gene Ontology annotation, molecular function: protein binding. NCBI's taxonomy places the organism in Eukaryota, Fungi, Ascomycota, Sordariomycetes, Glomerellales, Glomerellaceae. The coding region runs from base 1 to 1119 and encodes 372 amino acids. The record is from RefSeq and is a predicted model, not a curated record.